Linum tenue is the source of this 2908-nucleotide messenger RNA. The record is from the annotation of a GenBank genome assembly. NCBI's taxonomy places the organism in Eukaryota, Viridiplantae, Streptophyta, Magnoliopsida, Malpighiales, Linaceae.
GUUGUGUUCCUUUGUGGGAACAGAAAUCGAGUCGGGGGAUUUUUCUCGACCAAAUACAACCCGGGACUUGUUUCGGAUCGGAAGCGCGCUCCAGAGACGGACACUUUUAUACCUCCCUCUCAUCGCCCACAUCCACAGCCACAGCCACAGCCACAGUUCCUUAGCCAUGGCUUGGAGGCAGUUAAUCUCUCAGGUUUCAAGACAUCAAUCAGAGUUACGACAAUGCAGAAGCUUGUUUGUCAGGAACUAUUUGUCUCUUAACAAAUUCAGAAGUGCUACAGGCAAUAGAGCUCCCAAUAUUCAGAGGAAGUUUCAAUCAAGCUAUGUUGGCAAUCUAGCUCGUAGGGUUCGUGAUGCAGAUGAAGCUACUGAAGUUGCACACCUCAAAGAACUCUACCACCGAAAUGAUCCUGAAGCAAUUAUUAGAAUCUUUGAAAGUCAAUCAUCGUUGCAUCAUAAUCCUUCAGCGCUUGCUGAGUAUGUGAAAGCUCUAGUCAGAGUGGACAGACUAGAUGAGAGCGAGUUGUUGAAGACCCUGCAGAGAGGCAUGUCUAAUGCAGUGAGGGAUGAAGAAAGUACGGGCGGUCUUUCGGUUUUCCGUAAUGUUGGCAAAUCAGGGAAAGACGGUGUUCUGGGGACUGCCGGUACACCAAUUCACAUGGUUACUUCAGAAGGAGGUCACUUUAAGGAGCAACUUUGGCGUACUGUUCGCUCUAUUGCGUUAGCCUUCCUAUUGAUUUCUGGUGUUGGAGCACUUAUUGAGGACAGAGGAAUUAGUAAAGGACUUGGUCUGCACGAGGAGGUGCAGCCUAGCAUGGAAUCCAAUACCAAGUUUAGUGAUGUCAAAGGAGUUGAUGAGGCAAAGUCGGAACUGGAAGAAAUUGUGCAUUAUCUCAGAGAUCCAAAGCGAUUUACUCGUCUGGGUGGCAAGUUGCCAAAAGGUGUUUUGCUUGUUGGUCCGCCUGGGACUGGCAAGACUAUGUUAGCCAGAGCAAUUGCUGGAGAAGCUGGGGUUCCUUUCUUCUCGUGCAGUGGGAGUGAAUUUGAGGAGAUGUUUGUUGGAGUUGGAGCCAGGAGGGUCAGGGAUCUCUUUUCAGCUGCUAAAAAGCGGUCACCAUGCAUAAUAUUUAUAGAUGAAAUAGAUGCCAUUGGUGGGAGCCGCAAUCCUAAAGAUCAACAGUACAUGAAGAUGACUUUGAAUCAAUUACUAGUUGAGUUGGAUGGCUUCAAGCAAAAUGAAGGGAUCAUUGUCAUUGCAGCAACCAACUUCCCAGAGUCAUUGGACAAAGCUCUGGUAAGACCAGGCCGGUUUGACCGUCACAUCGUUGUACCGAAUCCAGAUGUGGAAGGAAGACGGCAAAUCUUGGAAUCCCACAUGUCAAAGGUGCUAAAGGCUGAUGAUGUCGAUCUGAUGAUAAUUGCGAGAGGGACUCCUGGAUUUUCAGGUGCAGAUCUUGCGAAUUUGGUCAACAUUGCUGCCCUUAAGGCUGCAAUGGAUGGUGCUAAAGCUGUCAACAUGAUGGAUCUGGAGUAUGCGAAAGAUAAGAUCAUGAUGGGAAGUGAACGUAAAUCUGCUGUGAUAUCGGACGAGUCCCGGAAGCUUACAGCAUUUCACGAGGGUGGACAUGCUCUUGUUGCUGUACAUACUGAUGGGGCGCUUCCAGUUCAUAAAGCAACAAUUGUCCCUAGGGGUAUGGCUCUUGGUAUGGUUUCCCAGUUGCCAGACAAGGAUGAGACAAGUAUAUCUCGUAGACAGAUGCUUGCUCGGCUUGAUGUUUGCAUGGGGGGAAGGGUCGCGGAGGAGCUCAUAUUUGGGGAGAAUGAAGUUACUUCUGGUGCAUCUUCCGAUCUCCAGCAAGCUACUAAACUGGCCAGAGCAAUGGUUACAAAGUAUGGGAUGAGUAAAGAGGUUGGACUUGUCAGCCACAAUUAUGAUGACAAUGGGAAGAGCAUGAGCACUGAGACUAGGCUUCUUAUCGAGCAAGAAGUUAGGAACUUCCUAGAAAGGGCCUAUAACAAUGCAAAAACUAUACUCACUACUCAUAACAAAGAGCUGCAUGCUCUUGCCAAUGCUUUGCUCGAGCAGGAGACGCUCUCAGGCAGCCAAAUAAAGGCUUUGCUUGCGCAAGUAAACUCUCAGCAGCAGAUGAAACAACAGAAGCAGCAUCAGCAGGUGGUUGCUCCGCCACGGGGCAGUAGUUCACAAUCCAAACCAGUACCUCCCUCAACUCCCAAUCCAGCUGCUUCAGCUGCAGCGGCUGCGGCUGCUGCUGCAGCUACUGCAGCUGCCAAGGCCAAAGGCAUCGCUCAAGUGGGAUCUUAGAAGACAGAAAGACCCGGGGCACUGCUUCUAAGCCUUUUAUUUUGAAAUUGAAUGUGCAUAUUGUCAUCAGACGCCCUCUCGCUCGACAGGCAUGGUAGUCUGGCGGCCUGCCAGGACAGCUACGUUUGUCUUUUCUGUAGUGCUGAAAGCCUAAGAUCGAUUGGUUGACGGGAACAGCGUCUUUACGUCAUGCAAUAACAGUUUGUUUAAGAACAGCGUUAGACCUGAACUCAUGAAGAACUAACAUUGUAGAUUCCAAUAACAGUUCCCCGAGAGAUUGUUGUGCGCUUCCAGGACGAUCGUGUCACUUCAUCUGGAGUAGAAACCAAAGUUGAAACUGGGUUUGAGAUACCUGUGGCACUACUUUUUCUUGAUCUACGUCUUAUUUUUGUAUACACCUUUACUUUUCCAUCCAAUAACUUUAAAACUAGAUAAUAGGAGGAAUUUUACGAUAGCAUAGGUGAUUGGUGAUAUAGGUUUUUGUCUUUAUGGUACAAUUUGAAAUUGUACCUUUAAAAGUUAUGGUAUAAUUUCAGAUUGUACUUAUUUAUUUUGUACAAAUUCUUUUAGGGUUAAUUGCAUGGU